UCACCGCAAGUGGGUUGAACUCCUCCCCGUCUGCAACCGGCUCGACCAGCCGACUGACUCGUUCAUGUCGAUCUAUUGAUUACACCUCAACUAAUUUGGCUUCAGCCACAGAAUAAACUUUCUCUCUGCUUGGAUUGCUUCACUUUAGUCGACUUUAAAAUGAAAUCUGGCACUUUUAAAACAAGCUGCUCUCUCCCGGGCGAACUUUUCCUGAACUUUUCAUGAAACUGAACAGAAACGGUUUGAGGAAACCGGACGAGAAGGACACAUUAUGGCAAUAUGUGGCAGACGGAGUCGCUCCAAGUUUAUCCUGUACAUUGUCGGGGCUUUUGUUGUGGGCUAUUUAGUAUUUCACAGGAACACGCAGAGUGAUGUCGGACUGGCGAAAAUAAGAGAAGCGCCAGACGAGCACAAAAAUGUGGACGAGCAGUUUCUGAAGAGACCUGUUUACGAGAAGCCUGCUUUAGAUGUAAACGCGCUGGGAGAGAUGGGCAGAGCUGUUAAACUGGACUUGAGUGGGGAAGAGAAGCGAGAGGAAGAGGAGAGCAUCAAAAAACAUCAGAUAAACACUUAUGUGAGCGAUAGGAUCUCUUUACACCGCAGACUGGCUGAAAGAUGGAACCCUCUUUGUAGAAAUCUGAAAUAUGACUACCUGAGCCUGCCUACUACAUCAGUAGUGAUUGCAUUCUACAAUGAAGCCUGGUCCACGCUAUUGAGGACCGUGCAUAGUGUACUGGAGACCUCGCCUGACCUGCUGCUGAAUGAAAUCAUACUGGUGGAUGACUACAGUGACCGAGAACACUUAAAGGAGCCUCUAGAGAAUUACAUCGCCGAUCUGAAAAAGGUUCGUCUGAUCCGAGCGAGGAAGAGAGAGGGUCUGGUGCGAGCGCGGCUUUUGGGGGCUUCCAUCGCCACGGGGGAAGUGCUGACCUUCCUCGAUUGCCACUGCGAGUGCCAUGAAGGCUGGCUGGAGCCUUUACUCCAAAGAAUAAAGGAGGAGCCCUCAGCUGUGGUCUGUCCAGUCAUUGACGUCAUAGACUGGAACACCUUCCAGUACCUGGGCAACCCAGGAGAACCUCAGAUUGGAGGAUUUGACUGGCGAUUGGUGUUUACGUGGCACUCUAUUCCAGAACAUGAGCAGAAACGCAGAAGUGCCGCCACUGAUGUUGUCAGGUCUCCAACAAUGGCUGGGGGUUUGUUUGCCGUCAACAAGAAGUACUUCCUUUAUCUGGGCACAUAUGACACAGGAAUGGAGGUCUGGGGGGGAGAGAACCUGGAGUUUUCAUUUAGGAUCUGGCAGUGUGGAGGAAGCCUGGAAAUCCAUCCUUGCUCUCACGUGGGUCAUGUGUUUCCGAAGAAAGCACCAUACUCGAGAAACAAGGCCUUGGCCAACAGUGUGCGAGCGGCAGAAGUCUGGAUGGAUGAUUUCAAAGAGGUGUAUUACCACCGCAGCCCUCACGCACGUCUGGAAGCCUAUGGAGAUGUAACAGACAGACGGAAACUCAGAAUGCGACUUCGCUGCAAAGAUUUUAGAUGGUUCUUGGAUAACAUCUACCCUGAUAUUCAAGUGCCUGAAGACAAGCCUGGAAUGUUUGGCAUGUUGAAGAAUAAAGGAAUGACCAACUACUGCUUUGACUACAACCCGCCUGAUGAACAUAAGAUAGCCGGUCACCGGGUAAUCCUUUACCCGUGUCAUGGCAUGGGACAAAACCAGUUCUUUGAGUACUCCACACUCCAGGAGAUCCGCUACAACACGAGGGAUCCUGCAGGCUGUGUCGUAGCUGAUCCCGUCUCCACAUUCCUCACCAUGAAUCUCUGUAGUAAACCCAGAGAAGCUGUGCCUGAAGACCAGAAGUUUCUUUUCAGAGAGGACGGCACUUUAUACCACGUUCAGACGCAGAAGUGUGUUGAAGCAGUGGAUCGGACUGACUCCGGGAGUCCUGGACCUGCUCUUCGGCCCUGCUCAGACUCUGAUGCUCAGAAGUGGUUCUUUGAAGAGAGAACAUAGCAGAGGUUCUCACUACACCCUUCACCCGCACUACUGUCAAAGGGCAUUUUAUAUUAGCUGCUCUGACUACACACCAUUCCACUUCCUCCUCCUCCUCGUCCUUUUAGGAUUAAUAGUGCCUUCCUGUUACACUGAGUGCAGCUUACAGGCCAUAUCUGUUCAGAUCAGACAAAUAUGACUUAUUUUUGUGAAUUAUUAACUAAUGGAUUUGUUUAGAAUUAUAAUACCAGAGGAGAAUUAUCAGUUUUGUGCCAUUGGUGGUGGAGUUUUGGAUUUAUGAGGAAAGUAAGGGAAGUGCCCAACAAAACUUAGCAAGUUUUAAUUUUUAAAGAAAUAAAUAAGCUUAUGAAGCAAGAGUUGUUUAAAGUGAUUAAAAGUGACAUUUGUAAUAUAAAACACUUCUAUUUUAGGAGUAUUCUGUUCAUAAAAUAAUUAUGAAAAUGUGUCAGUUUUCUCAAAAACAUGAUCAAGGUUAAUAAUAAUGAGUAAGAUUUCUUGAGCACCUGAUAUUAUACAUAUUAGAAUGAUUUCCGAAGAAUCUAUGAAAAAUACUAUGGAAAAGCUAUGGAAAAUAUUAAAAGAUUGACCAAUUUCAAAGAUUUAUAAUAAGUUUUUUGUUUGAAUAAAGUACUGAUGUAAUUUCUUCUAAAUCUAAAUAUAUUUAUUAUAUGUCAUGUUUUAUAUAACAAUAUUGAUACCAAAAUCAAAGUUUUAACUUCAUUAGAGUAAAAAAAAUGAUAUUUGGUGGAAUAAAAUUUAUUAAAAGUGACAUUUGCAUUAUAAAAUAUUUCCUCUCAAGAAGAUUGUUCAUAAAAUAAUCAUAAAAAUGUGUCAGUUUUCACAAAAACAUGAUCAACAUUAAAAAUAAUAAGAAAUAUUUCUUGCGCACCUCAUAUUAUACAUAUAACAAUGAUUUCUGAAGAAUCUUCUUUUAAAGAAAAAAAUCUGCUUUCCAUGACCGUAAUUAUUGCCUUUUUAAGAUACUAUGGAAAAUAUUCAACUUUGCCAUCACUGGAAUAAUUAGCGUUUUAAAAUACAGUAAAUAUUAAAAGAUUUACCAAUUUCAAAGAUUUACAGAUUUUGUGUUUGAAAAAAGCUUCUACUGAUGUAAUUUCUUCUAAAUCUAAAUAUAUUGUAUGUCAUAUUUUAUAUACAUUAUUUGACAACACAAUAUCAAAGUUUUAACUUCACAAUAGUUAUUUGGUGUUAUUGAUAUUGAUAUUUGGUGGAAUAACCAUGAUUUAAAUUACAAGUGAAAACAUUUGUUAUUCUGACCAAUUAUCUGGGUGGAAAAAGCUCGAAAUUACAAUAUUUUUAUAUAAUUAAUAUAGCCAAAUUUUCAUAGUUUAAAACAAACUUUCACAUUUUACUCAAACACAUGACUUGUAAAUCCAGUACAGUCUUUUCAUUUGAUCUAGAUCUAUAAAUUCAGACAGAAAACAGCUAUUUAAAUUUGUAAUACCC
Messenger RNA from Danio aesculapii, 3472 nucleotides. It is a transcript of the gene galnt12, whose product is annotated as UDP-N-acetyl-alpha-D-galactosamine:polypeptide N-acetylgalactosaminyltransferase 12. The coding region runs from base 272 to 2008 and encodes 578 amino acids. The transcript has 10 exons. Lineage: Eukaryota; Metazoa; Chordata; Actinopteri; Cypriniformes; Danionidae. The record is from RefSeq and is a predicted model, not a curated record. Gene Ontology annotation, cellular component: Golgi apparatus.